Molecule: messenger RNA, 1702 nt
Organism: Pelobates fuscus (common spadefoot toad)
Lineage: Eukaryota; Metazoa; Chordata; Amphibia; Anura; Pelobatidae
Gene: TSPAN18
Product: tetraspanin 18
Exons: 10
Coding region: 564-1304 (246 amino acids)
Cellular component (GO): plasma membrane
Source: RefSeq, a predicted model, not a curated record
ACAGCACUGUAUGGGAGACGGUCUGUGAGAGGGACAGCACUAAACACAUUGUCAGACACUGUAUUUACUGAGAGAAACCGUAACUUCUGUCACAUGUAACAACAGACAGCUUCGGGGAUUCAGGAAUCAAGCAAAGUAACUGUUUUACAUCAAACAAGCUUCAAGCAUGUGGGGAUAACGCUCUGCACCCCACAAACUGGAUCUGGGGCCAACUUGAUCUCUCUGAGUAUUGGCUGCAUCUCUGGACUACUUAACAUUGAAUUCAGGCUAGCAAACUACAGACUGGAAUAGCAAGUUACCUGGACUACCUUAUCUCAAGUCUUGGCUAGCAAACUCUAGGGAUCACUCAACCAUAAACACCUUGCCUGGACUGACAGACUCAAACCUGGAUUAAUUCACUCACCCUGGGCUACAAGUCUCCUCACACACUCCAAUCCUGCCAAGUGACACAAGUGACUGGGAGGUCUGCGGACAGCAGCCGGUGACAUUGCUGGACUGUCGUUUAACUACAAGAUCUUCGUCCUGAAAUUUCUUCUGACCAUACUGAGGAAUAUUUGCUGAAAAUGGAAGGCGAGAACUUGAGCUGCGCUAAAUAUCUCAUGUUCAUCUUCAAUUUCUUUAUAUUUCUUGGUGGCACCUUCCUGCUUGGGCUUGGGGUUUGGGUCAUCGUUGACCAAACAGGUUUCCGGGAGAUAAUUGCCACGAACCCCCUGCUCUUUAUGGCUACAUAUCUCAUCCUUGCCAUGGGCGCCAUGUUGUUUCUGCUUGGAUUCCUGGGCUGCUACGGGGCAAUUCGUGAAAGCAAGUGCCUUCUGUUGUUUUUCUUCAUGUUCAUCCUUGUGAUAUUUCUGGCCGAACUUUCAGCUGCCAUCCUUGCGUUCCUGUUUCGAGAGAAUUUGACAAGAGAUUUCUUUACCAAGGAUAUAAAGAGGCAUUACCAUGGGAGUAACAGUACCGAGGUCUUUUCGUCCACCUGGAAUUCUGUGAUGACCACAUUUGAAUGCUGCGGGGUAAACGGACCUGAGGAUUUUGAAGAAGGUCUAAGGUUCAAGAUAAAACCACACCACAGAGUGCCAGAGGCUUGCUGCAGACGGGAGACUCCAUCGAGUGAUGGCGAGUUCGUUAACAAGGUGGCAUGCUUGACGGGCAACGAGAUGUUUCAGAACAGACAGGGCUGCUACUCUGUAAUAUUGACCGCGCUGGAGCCAUAUGUAUACAUUGCCGGGGCUUUGGCCAUUGGCGUUUUGGCUAUUGAGCUCUUUGCCAUGGUGUUUGCGAUGUGUCUGUUCAGAGGCAUACAAUAAGAUUUGUGGAUACAUUACAUGCCUAUCUUGGGGGAUUUCAAAAAUGUAUUCUCUAUGAAAAAAAGCAAGAAAACAAAAACUAAAAAAAAUCAGAAACAAGGAACUGUCUACACAAACUCCUGGCCAGCCCAACACAGCUGGCAAUGUCUUAUCCGACUCUUCUGAUUGUGACCACAAUGCUUUGUACUGAAACACACAGUCUAAAAAGAGGACCCAACACUUUGUAGCUAUAUUCCGGUGGAUGAGAGGAAAUAUUGAACCAAUGUAUCAGCCCAAUUCAGAGAAUACUGCAAUGCCAUCAUUAGAUUGUCUUCAUUACAGGCACAGAUGGUUUGGAUCAAAGGUGAACAUAUUAGCUUGCCACAAGCUAUCUAGAGAAAAUAUUUCUCAUAAAUAUA